AUGAGCACCCUCGUUCACAACACCGUCGAACGCCUGGACCGGCCGAGUGCCUACUAUCUGGGCAAGAACAAGCGUCGCAAGUUCAGCCAUGAUGAGGGCGAGAAACCCGAAGAUCCCACCGACAACCUCAAGGAUGCCACCACUCUCUACGUUGGCAAUCUUUCUUUCUACACCACCGAAGAGCAGAUCCAUGAGCUAUUUGCCAAGUGCGGCGAGAUUAAGCGGCUAGUUAUGGGUCUUGAUCGGUACAACAAGACCCCUUGCGGAUUUUGCUUCGUCGAGUAUUACACCCACCAGGAUGCGCUGGACUGUCUGAAAUACAUUGGUGGCACAAAGCUGGACGAGAGAAUCAUCCGAACGGAUCUGGAUCCUGGCUUCGAGGAGGGUCGGCAAUACGGACGUGGUAAAUCGGGUGGUCAGGUCCGCGAUGAGUACCGGGAGGAAUACGAUCCUGGUCGCGGUGGCUAUGGACGUGCCUAUGCGGAUGACCAGCGACGACGGGAGGAAGAGGAGUAUGGUAAGGGUAAGUAA
Aspergillus welwitschiae is the source of this 531-nucleotide messenger RNA. RefSeq names its product nuclear cap-binding protein subunit CBC2. Gene Ontology annotation, biological process: mRNA cis splicing, via spliceosome. Gene Ontology annotation, molecular function: RNA cap binding. Gene Ontology annotation, cellular component: nuclear cap binding complex. The transcript has 5 exons. Lineage: Eukaryota; Fungi; Ascomycota; Eurotiomycetes; Eurotiales; Aspergillaceae. The record is from RefSeq and is a predicted model, not a curated record. The coding region runs from base 1 to 531 and encodes 176 amino acids.